UAACCAGGAAGUCAUCAGAAUGAUUUUGGGGGCGCGAAACCAGAUAGAAAAUUUCUUUUCUCUUUUUCAUUAAAGGCUACUGGACCAUGUAAACGUUUUAAGAACCUAGUUGCUGUGGUUUCUGUUGCCUUUUAUUCGCCAUGUGUGAAAAGAUCACUAAGGUGAACCGCUGGCUCAGCACAGUGUUUGGAGAUCAGCCGGUGCCACACUUUGAGGUCAACACAAGGACAGUGGACAUACUGUACCAGCUGGCACAGUCCAGUGAAGCCCGGUGCAGUGACACAACGCUCCUCAUUGAAGACCUCAAACAGAAAGCAUCAGAGUAUCAGGCUGAAGGUGCUCAUCUCCAGGAUGUUCUUCUACAAGGUGUUGGGCUGUCCUGUGCAAGCUUGUCAAAGCCCGCUGCUGACUACUUGUCUGCUUUAGUGGACACUGCCAUGGUGCUUGGAGUCAGAGACACAUCCCUGGGCAGCUUUAUGCCAGCAGUGAACAACUUCACCAAUGAACUUCUGGAAGCAGAGAAGUCCAACAGGAGACUUGAGAGGGAGCUCAGGGCCCUCAGGAAGAGACUUGGGGCUACUCUGGUACUGCGGAGCAACUUACAAGAGGAUAUCAACAAAACUGUCAAAUCUCAGGCAGUGGAGAGUGCUAAAGCGGAGGAGAGAGCGCUCAAAAUGGAUUUUGUGACAGCAAAGGCUAAAGAGCUCAGCAACAGAUGGGAGAGUGCAGAGGCUCAACUUGUAUCCAGGAACAUGGACAACUCCAUCACCCACCAGGCUAUUGUGCAGCUCUCCGAGAAAGUCACCACGCUGAAACAAGAAAUAAUCCCCUUGAAAAAGAAACUGGAGCCUUACAUGGACUUGAGCCCAAGCCCAUCUCUUGCUCAAGUGAAAAUAGAAGAAGCGAAAAGAGAACUGGCUGCAAUUGAUUCCCAUCUUGAGAUGAAUAUGGAUUUCAAUUGAAGAUGUUUUGUUGUUUUGUACAAUUGUAAGCAAUUAAUUCCACUCUUUGUCGUGUGUUGCAGCAGCCAUUCCGUCUGCUCUAAAGACAAAAAAAGUUUGGGGAAUUAAAAUCAAAAUGUACUUCUUUCAGUAAAAACUGCUCUUCUUAUGCAACUUACCAAAACUGCAAUGUGCAAAGUCACUUAAAACUUCCAAACAACUUUUAUUAAAGGCCAUCAGUGUCCUUUUUCUGUGUAAAUUAAGGCAUUAUGAGCAUUUCUGAUUACAACUUCCUGCUUUAAACCUUUUUAGAGCUUGAAAUCUUUGUUACGCUGUAUCUAUAUUUGUCUUUCAGAAUCUGUUGUCAUUAGGAAGGCAUUUUAUACUGGUUGCAUUUUUUACAAUUGUGCCCCCUUCAAACAAAUCAUAUGACUGUCUCCCUCUUUUGAAUGUUGUAAGUAAAUAAAGCAACCUCCCUAGACUGGGAA
Messenger RNA from Micropterus salmoides (largemouth bass), 1429 nucleotides. It is a transcript of the gene haus1, whose product is annotated as HAUS augmin-like complex, subunit 1. Gene Ontology annotation, biological process: centrosome cycle; spindle assembly. Lineage: Eukaryota; Metazoa; Chordata; Actinopteri; Centrarchiformes; Centrarchidae. Gene Ontology annotation, cellular component: HAUS complex; cytosol. The record is from RefSeq and is a predicted model, not a curated record. Bases 141 to 962 code for a protein of 273 amino acids. The transcript is spliced from 9 exons.